This is a messenger RNA of Aspergillus ruber CBS 135680, 1107 nucleotides long. RefSeq lists its product as uncharacterized. Lineage: Eukaryota; Fungi; Ascomycota; Eurotiomycetes; Eurotiales; Aspergillaceae. The transcript has 6 exons. The coding region runs from base 1 to 1107 and encodes 368 amino acids. The record is from RefSeq and is a predicted model, not a curated record.
AUGACGGUUACAGAGGACGACAACCGCGGCCCUAAGAUCCUUGGGGUCUUGUGGGCUUUGACCGGCCUAACAACGUUCAUAGUCGCAGCAAGGAUGCUUAUCCGAGGAAAGUUACUGAAGAAUUUUGGCCCGGAUGACUGGUUAAUUGCCGCAUCCAUGUGCAUGGGCUUAGCUUACUGCGGCGUUACCACAGCCAAUGUGAUCAUUGGCUAUGGCAAGCAUGCUGUCUUUCUAAGCCAGGAUAACCUCGAGACGGCCAUUCUCCUCAACACCGUCAGCUUCCUUUUCGGCAUCCUCUCCUUCACCCUGCCUAAGCUGGCCGUCAGCGCCAUGCUGAACCGGAUCCUCAAUCCAACCCUUUUCCAUCGCAUUGCACUCUGGUUCUUAACUGGAUUCGCGGCCGUGGUAUCCGUGAUUUGUAUCCUUGUCCUUUUUACCAUGUGUGAUCCACCCAAGGCCCUAUGGAAAAUGCAUCUGGUCAUGGAAGGCGCUGCAACUUGCAAGGAUACCUGGAUACUAAUCGACUAUGCCAUUUUCACUGGAGCGCUCUCAGCUUGUGUCGACCUCUACCUGGCCAUUUACCCCACGACUAUCCUAUUGAGUCUGCAUAUGUCGCUGCGAAAGCGCCUGGCCCUGUGCGCAGCCUUGGGUCUGGGGUCCAUCGCCUCCGCAAUGGCCAUUAUAAAAUGCACGCAGCUCAAGGGCCUGGCCGACAAGUCCGACUAUACCUAUGGGACGGCAGAUCUCGUCAUGUGGACCAACAUCGAGUCCAACGUCGUUAUCGUCGCCUCUUGUAUUCCCACCCUCCAGCCCAUUCUCGAGCUCAUCCUCGGCAAGCGCUCGCUCGGGUCGUAUAGCAACAACUCCAGUCGCCAAAAGAAUAGCAAGUACAUGAACUCGACAUCCUACGUACACAGUCGUCGAUCGAUGGUCCGAAAGCCGGAGCCGACUAUCAACGAUGUCGAAAGCCAGGAGAGUAUCCUGCGCACCGACGACGACCAACACCACAAUGAUGCGCAUCCGCUGGGACAGAUUCGACGGACAGACAACGUGACGGUAGAAUAUGAGGCGAGGACAAAUGAUCCGGACGGAAGACCGUCGUGGUAG